CCUCGGCCCAGAUCCCGAGCCUCCACUCCCGGCCAUGGAGGUGGCGCCGGAGCAGCCGCGCUGGAUGGCGCACCCCGCCGUGCUGAACGCGCAGCACCCUGACUCGCACCAUCCGGGCCUGGCGCACAACUACAUGGAGCCCGCGCAGUUGCUGCCUCCCGACGAGGUGGACGUCUUCUUCAACCACCUGGACUCGCAGGGCAACCCCUAUUACGCCAACCCAGCCCACGCGCGGGCGCGCGUCUCCUACAGCCCCGCGCACGCCCGCCUGACCGGAGGCCAGAUGUGCCGCCCACACUUGUUGCACAGCCCGGGGUUGCCCUGGCUCGAUGGGGGUAAAGCAGCCCUCUCCGCGGCUGCAGCGCACCACCACAAUCCCUGGACCGUGAGCCCCUUCUCCAAGACGCCGCUGCACCCUUCAGCUGCUGGAGGCCCCGGAGGCCCCCUCUCCGUGUACCCAGGGGCAGGGGGUGGGAGUGGGGGAGGCAGCGGGAGCUCUGUGGCCUCCCUCACUCCCACUGCAGCCCACUCUGGCUCCCACCUCUUCGGCUUCCCACCCACUCCGCCCAAGGAAGUGUCCCCUGACCCCAGCACCACCGGGGCUGCCUCCCCAGCCUCCUCUUCCGCAGGGGGUAAUGCAGCCCGGGGGGAGGACAAGGAUGGGGUCAAGUACCAGGUGUCACUGACCGACAGCAUGAAGAUGGAAAGCGGCAGUCCCCUGCGCCCAGGCCUGGCUGCCAUGGGCACCCAGCCUGCCACACACCACCCCAUCCCCACCUACCCCUCCUACGUGCCCGCCGCUGCUCACGACUACAGCAGCGGACUCUUCCACCCCGGAGGCUUCCUGGGUGGCCCUGCCUCCAGCUUCACCCCUAAGCAGCGCAGCAAGGCACGCUCCUGUUCAGAAGGCCGGGAAUGCGUCAACUGUGGGGCCACAGCCACCCCUCUCUGGCGGCGGGACGGCACCGGGCACUACCUGUGCAACGCCUGCGGGCUCUACCACAAGAUGAAUGGGCAGAACCGGCCACUCAUCAAGCCUAAGCGGAGACUGUCGGCCGCCAGGAGAGCCGGCACCUGUUGUGCAAAUUGUCAGACGACAACCACCACCUUAUGGCGCCGAAACGCCAACGGGGACCCUGUCUGCAACGCCUGUGGCCUCUACUACAAGCUGCACAAUGUGAACAGGCCGCUGACCAUGAAGAAGGAAGGGAUCCAGACUAGGAACCGGAAGAUGUCCACCAAGUCCAAGAAGAACAAGAAAGGUGCAGAGUGCUUUGAGGAGCUGUCCAAGUGCAUGCAGGAGAAGGCCUCCCCCUUCAGCGCCGCCGCCCUGGCUGGACACAUGGCGCCCGUGGGCCACCUCCCACCCUUCAGCCACUCGGGACACAUCUUGCCCACCCCAACGCCCAUCCACCCCUCCUCCAGUCUCUCCUUUGGCCACCCCCACCCAUCCAGCAUGGUGACCGCCAUGGGCUAGGGACGGCCCCCCACAAAUGGACGGAUGGAUGCCGAGGAGGGUGGCCUGCGGUGCGAGGCUGGGCGCCCCUAGGCAGGGUGGGGUGGGGGCAAACCCUUAGCUGCCUGCCCUUCCCUGAAGACUGAUGGCACUCCCGCCAGCCCAGUCGGAGCCCCAAGCUGCCUCUCCUGUGGGCGCUCCACUCGGCCGUCGGCGGUCACGGUGAAGAUCCUCACCCAGGCUGGGGGGCGGCCUUGGCCCGGCUUCCUGCCCAGGUGGGGUUUCCAUCACGGACGAUUGUUUGGAGAACAGAACGGACAACUUUUUGAAGAGAAAAGGAGGGAGGCAGGGGACAAAUGAAGAAGACCGUUUUUGGGAGGAGAAGGGAGUAGGCAAAAGUAAUUUAUUUUGCUCUUGUUUUUAACAAGGACUGGGAGACUUGGAGGUCCGAGCUGCCCUAGGUUCUCUGGGUCUUUUUGCGCCAAGUACCGCUUGGCCCACCUGCUUGCUAGGGCUCUGGGGGCAGGUGUGCGGGGCCCUCGGCCCGCACCAUCCCCUCUGGCUUCCCUCUCUGAAACAGCUGGAGCUCAGGUUGGGCUGAGCCAGUACAGCCGGACCACCACCGGCCCGGGGAGGCUGAGCGGUGUGUGCCCUGGCGGCCCGGCCCUGGAGGGCAGAGACAAUCAUGGGCGGUCCUGCGCAGAUUCCCAGGCCAGGGCUGGGUCACAGGAAGGAAACAACAUUUUCUUGAGAGGGGAAAUGUCUCCCAGAUCGCUCCCCUGGCUCUGAGGCCGAAGCUGGUGUGACCCGUGUCCCCUUAACGAGCCUGAGCCACAGCCUGACUCCUCUGCCAGGUGGACCCCUGUACAUAACAUCCUUUUUCUGCUCACCCCUCGACCCCCUUCCCUCCCACUCUGAGA
Molecule: messenger RNA, 2376 nt
Organism: Puma concolor (puma)
Lineage: Eukaryota; Metazoa; Chordata; Mammalia; Carnivora; Felidae
Source: RefSeq, a predicted model, not a curated record